AGUGACGUCGGUCCGGUGUUGUGUGCGGUCAACGGCAAGUAAAGUUGACCACCUGCAGGUUUGUACAGCCAGGUGUCCAGUCAUGUGGCCUGUAAUUUGGACAGCAGUGCGGACCUAUGCCCCUUACGUCACCUUCCCUGUAGCCUUUGUGGUGGGAGCAGUGGGUUACCACCUGGAAUGGUUCAUCAAGGGGACACCCAAACCUCGGGAGGAGGAGAAGGGCAUCCUUGAACUGAGGGAGGAGCGCAAACUGGAGGAACAAAUGGGAUUAGACAGCACCAAGGUCCUCAGCCUGAAAGAGAAACUGGAGUUCACGCCCAAAGCAGCUCUGAACAGGAACCGACCGGAAAAGAGUUAACCUGUGCUGCCGGGAGAGACACACGUAGACGUCGUCAGGUGUUGGGCACUCAGGAGGGGACGCACCGACCCUGC
Molecule: messenger RNA, 432 nt
Organism: Thalassophryne amazonica
Lineage: Eukaryota; Metazoa; Chordata; Actinopteri; Batrachoidiformes; Batrachoididae
Gene: smim12
Product: small integral membrane protein 12
Exons: 2
Coding region: 83-358 (91 amino acids)
Source: RefSeq, a predicted model, not a curated record